AUGGCUUCCAACAACCUUUUGGGUGCAGGUCCUCAUAUGUUUACAGGGGAGAAUUAUCACACAUGGAUGAUAAAAAUGAAGGCUUAUCUCAAAGCUCUUAGUUUAUGGGAAACAAUUGAAAGUGAAGCUGAUCCUCCUCCACUUGGACCAAAUCCAACUGUUGCGCAGAUGAAGAUUUAUGAAGAUCUGAAGUCAAGGAAACCAAAGGCUCUGACAUGUCUUCAUUCAGCACUCUCAGAAGUGAUUUUCACAAGAAUAAUGGCUUGUGAGACACCUAAAGAAGCAUGGGAGAAGCUAAAAAAGGAGUUCGACGGAAGAGACAGAGUGAAGACUGUCAAACUCCUAACUCUCAAAAGAGAAUUUGAGAUGUUAAGGAUAAAGGAAGGAGAUACUGUGAAAGACUACUCUGCCAAACUUUUGGAGAUUGUAAAUAAAAUCAGAUUGUUUGGUGAAGUCUUUCCAAAUUCAAAGGCGGUGGAGAAGAUGAUGAUAAGCUUACUAGUAAGGUUUGAGUCCAAGAUUUCAGCAAAAGAGGAAUCAUGUGAUUUGAAGACUUUAUCAGUAGCAGAACUGAUCAGCAAGUUGCAAGCCCAAGAACUAAAAUAA
This is a messenger RNA of Lycium barbarum (goji berry), 606 nucleotides long. RefSeq lists its product as uncharacterized. The coding region runs from base 1 to 606 and encodes 201 amino acids. The transcript has a single exon. The record is from RefSeq and is a predicted model, not a curated record. Lineage: Eukaryota; Viridiplantae; Streptophyta; Magnoliopsida; Solanales; Solanaceae.